Messenger RNA from Gadus chalcogrammus (walleye pollock), 1032 nucleotides. Its product is annotated as cornifelin homolog. The transcript has 3 exons. The coding region runs from base 132 to 638 and encodes 168 amino acids. The record is from RefSeq and is a predicted model, not a curated record. NCBI's taxonomy places the organism in Eukaryota, Metazoa, Chordata, Actinopteri, Gadiformes, Gadidae.
UUCUAGCUAGCUUGAAGUCAUUUUAUUUGGCUUAUGUUCGGGGUUUGCCAUGAUAUCAGUUUAUGUAUAACACAAGAAACCAAGCGAAACAUGUUCAAAAAUUAAUCUAAACAUUUUCACCGUUGCUAGACAUGGCCUACCAACAGCAACACCCGAAACCCCACAAAAAGCGUGCCUACCAGCAACCGCCCUACCAGCAGCAGCCCUACCAGCAGCAGCCCUACCAGCAGCAACCCCAGCAACAGCAGCAACAGCAGCCUCGGCCAGCCAUCACCAGCGUAACCACCACAACACAAUCAGUGAUGUCGGGGAUGUGGAGCAGUGGCGUGUGUGAUUGCUGCUCGGACAUGGAAACCUGCUGCUGCGGGUACUGGUGCUUCCCCUGCUUGCAGUGCAAGACCACCGGUGACUUUGGCUGGUGCUGCUGUCUGCCCUUGGUGGACGUCUGCUGCGUCGUUUCCUGCUGCCUGCGCUCCUCCAUGCGAGAGCGCUACGGCAUAAAUGGUUCAUGCUGUGACGACUAUUGUCAACUGUUAUGGUGUUACCAAUGCGUCUGGUGCCAAAUGGCGCGUGAAGUCAAGACUAGGGGUCGUACUGGCAACACUACGGUGGUCACCACCCAGGUCACCCAAGUCUAGGGGUCCCCGUUCGCGGCUGAGGAACCUUAAGGCCAAAAGAUUGCACUAAUGAUUGUUUCAUCACAUUUUUUGUAAAAGAGUAGUUUCACUUUUAAACCAGCAUUUCUUCCCAUUGUUCCAUGGCAUCUUAUAAUGACCAAAUAACAUUUCAACUGAAUGCCAUUGUUCAAUUUAGCAUUAUUAUUUAUGUUUUAUACAUUCCUGACCUUUGCUAUGCCUUCAUUAAAAUCGAAUGUUUUUCCGAUGUCACAAACCUUUAUUAUCAUUAUUACACUCAGCCUGCUUUUGUCAAAUAAAAAGCCCAACAGAGUAGUUUAAGAUGUAAUAUACCUUAUUGUCAUGUUUGGCUAGUUAAACUAAACUCCUUAUUUAACUCGUUAAAUGCAUUAAAUCA